AUCAAUGCUUGGGCUCACGUUUUGUAAUGUAUACGGCUAUCCGAUUACCACGUUGGAUUCUUAAACAACAGAUAUUUUCUGGGUGGGUUGUACCAAAACGAAGAGAGCCCUGAAUUAUCUUCUACAUUUCCCCUGAAAUUGGUUAAUAGACCUUAAAAUAAAAUGGAGAAUAACGGCUAUAAUUAUUUGAAAGUUUUGUUAUUGACAAUCUUAUUCUUGAAUUCUCCAAAUAAUUCUUGGGGUCGCAAACAUGGCGAUGGUGUACAACCGUUGUCCCAGAUCAAUAUUCUCGGUACAACUCUAGAUCUUCACAAAGAGGUUCAUCUUGAUGUUUCUUAUAUUCUUCUGGAUUCCAAGGGAAAUGAGGAGAAAGUACCUUGUAGACAUAUGGCUCGGACUGAAAGCAUGUCACUUGUCCAAGAAAAUGAGAAGAGCAAGCUGAAAAUGUUAAAGAAUGAAGGAGAUGAAGUUCAAAGUACAACCACCAAAGAGAGUUAUGGCUAUAUUGCAAGGGUAACGGUGGAUAUCGAUAUCGAUCAGCCAUCUCCAGAUGACUGGGUUGGAGUUUUCUCCCCUUCAAAAUUCAAUGUAUCUGCAAGUUGUCAAGAAGUUGGUAACAAAAGAGUUGAGGAGCCAUAUAUAUGCACCGCACCCAUUAAGUAUAAGUAUGUAAAUCACUCCACUCCCAAUUACCUUGAAACUGGAAAAGCUACUGUGGAAUUUGAUUUGAUCAAUCAACGAGCUGAUUUUGCAUUUGCAGUUUUUUCAGGGGGAUUGUCUAAUCCAAAACUUGUGAAAAUUACAGAACCUAUAUCACCUUUUCCAAAUCCUAAAGCGCCUCUUUAUCCACGCCUUGCUAUGGGAGAGACAUGGGAUGUGAUGACAGUAACAUGGACAAGUGGUUAUAACAUGGAUGAAGCAGUCCCUUUUGUUGAGUGGGGGCGUCCUGGUGGUUCUACCAUGCAAUCACCUGCAGGAACUUUCACAUACACUCGCAAUCAAAUGUGCGCUUCACCUGCACGAACAAUUGGUUGGCGUGAUCCUGGAUUCAUACACACUAGCUUUUUAAAGGAUUUAUGGCCAAACACAGUAUACAGCUAUAGGAUGGGCCAUCUCAUAUUGUCUGAUGGUUCAUAUGUUUGGAGCAAAAACUAUAAGUUCAAAUCUCCUCCAUUUCCCGGAGAGAGCUCAUUACAACGUGUUGUUAUCUUUGGCGACAUGGGAAAGGGAGAACGAGAUGGCUCAAAUGAGUACGCUGACUACCAACCAGGAGCAUUGAACACAACAGAUCAACUAACCAAAGAUAUUGACAACAUUGAUGCUGUUUUCCUUAUUGGAGAUUUGCCUUACGCCAAUGGAUACAUCUCACAGUGGGAUCAAUUUACUGCACAAGUAGAGCCUAUUGCAUCAUCUGUACCCUUCAUGGUUGCAAGUGGUAAUCAUGAACGCGACUCACCAGAUUCAGGAUCAUUUUAUGCAAAUAAUGACUCUGGUGGUGAAUGUGGUGUUCCUGCAGAAACAACAUUUUACGUUCCUGCUAAAAACAGGGCUAAAUUUUGGUACUCAGCAGAUUACGGAAUGUUCCACUUCUGUAUAGCUGACACUGAGCAUGACUGGAGAGCCGGCACUGAACAAUACAAAUUCCUGGAGGAAUGCCUUGCAUCAGUAAAUAGGCACAAGCAACCUUGGUUGAUCUUUGCUGGUCAUCGCCCCCUCGGUUACUCCUCUAAUAAGUGGUUCGGUGAAGAAGGCUCUUUUGAAGAGCCCAUGGGUAGAGAUGACUUACAAAAACUGUGGCAGAAGUACAGGGUUGAUAUUGCAUUUUGGGGACAUGUCCAUAAUUAUGAGAGAACAUGCCCUGUUUACCAGAACCAAUGUGUGAAGAGCAAAGAAGAGACAUCUCAUUACUCAGGUGUGGUAGAUGGUACAAUUCAUGUUGUUGCUGGUGGAGGUGGAGCUCACUUAAACGAAUUUAGUCCAAUAAAAACUAGUUGGAGCAUUUACAGAGACUAUGAUUUUGGAUUUGUGAAGCUCACUGCAUUUAACUAUUCAUCUCUGCAAUUUGAGUACAAGAAGAGUAGUGAUGGCAAGGUUUAUGAUUCCUUCACUAUAUCUAGAGAUUACAAAGAUGUUUUGUCUUGUGUCCACGAUAGUUGUGCCCCGUACACGUUGGCUAGUUAAAACAAAGGGGAAUUAUCAAAAUAUUACACUAGUAACAUGCCAAUUAGUUUCGGACAAAGGGUGUAUGUUUUCACCUCUUUUUGUAGCGUAAUUUGCUGAUGUUCUAGGCUUGUUGCUCAAACGAUGUACGUAUAAAUAAUCUUACUACUUUCA
Molecule: messenger RNA, 2334 nt
Organism: Spinacia oleracea (spinach)
Lineage: Eukaryota; Viridiplantae; Streptophyta; Magnoliopsida; Caryophyllales; Amaranthaceae
Product: nucleotide pyrophosphatase/phosphodiesterase
Exons: 13
Coding region: 163-2181 (672 amino acids)
Molecular function (GO): metal ion binding; acid phosphatase activity
Source: RefSeq, a predicted model, not a curated record